CACGGUGCUGCGGGGCACAGAGCCCCGGCCCUGGCGCCUGGGCUCUUGUGUCCCGGACCGCGAGCCACCAGGCCACAUCGCCCCGCUGCCCAAGCGAACGGGCCGUCCGAGUCACAGGCCCCUGGCGGCCAUGGAGCUGCGCGCGGGGGGCGCCAACGACCCCCGGGGGAGCCGACGAGGCCACGACCCCCCGCGGCGCGGCCGCCCCAGCGUCCCCCGCAGCGGCCGCCCCAGCGCCCUCCAGCUCCUGGCGCGGCUGGACGCACGCCCCCUGGCGGCCCGAGCGGCGAACGACGUGGCGACUCUGGUCCGCAGGGCAGGCACCACCCUGCGCCUGCGCCCCAAGGAGACUUUUGCUGUGAUGGAUUCUGCAGAAAUAGAGGUCACUGACAAUCGCUUGCCUAAGACCCGUUUUGUGGAAUCCCGAACCCAGCAGCAGCAUUCAUCAGAGACUGUGGGUCCUAGUACUGCACUGCACCUAAUGAAGCAGGAUAGAAGCUCUGAGGCAGUGGGGGCAGAAGUCCUGAAGUCUCGAAGCGUCAACGCCUCCGCAUUUCAACACCCUAGGGCCCGCGGGAAUAGCCGGGACCAUAGGUCUGAGGGGGCGGCCAGAGCAGAGCGUGGCCUGAAGGAACCCAAAGAUGAACGAAACCUCCCUUCUCCUGGACCCUGGCUGGUACCGAGCGAAGAACAGCUCUCUAGAGCCCUAAGGGUCCCGGGAACAGCGCAGCUGGCUUUGGAGAGGGCAACUGGAAGGCGCAGGCACUGAGGGGCUCGCAGGUUACCGCUUCAAGUGGAAUGGCUUCUUCACUUACCCCACCUUCAAACGCUGCUCAGUGGAGCAGUCCAGGGGUGGGGAGCUCCCGGCCCCGCCAGCCCAGCACUUCUAGUUUCCGACGGGGGAGGCAAUAAAAUGGUUUGAUCCUGU
This is a messenger RNA of Suncus etruscus (white-toothed pygmy shrew), 928 nucleotides long. RefSeq names its product MAGI family member, X-linked (gene MAGIX). Lineage: Eukaryota; Metazoa; Chordata; Mammalia; Eulipotyphla; Soricidae. Bases 131 to 769 code for a protein of 212 amino acids. The transcript has 5 exons. The record is from RefSeq and is a predicted model, not a curated record.